This is a messenger RNA of Neohortaea acidophila, 1191 nucleotides long. RefSeq lists its product as uncharacterized. The record is from RefSeq and is a predicted model, not a curated record. Lineage: Eukaryota; Fungi; Ascomycota; Dothideomycetes; Mycosphaerellales; Teratosphaeriaceae. The coding region runs from base 1 to 1191 and encodes 396 amino acids. The transcript is spliced from 2 exons. Gene Ontology annotation, molecular function: zinc ion binding; 5-methyltetrahydropteroyltriglutamate-homocysteine S-methyltransferase activity.
AUGCCCGUCCGCUACCACGCCGACCACAUCGGCUCCCUCAUCCGCCCCGCGACCAUCUCCACCGCGCAAGCCGAAGCAGACGCCGGCAAAAUCAGCGCGGCAGAGCUGAAGGAAGUGCAAAAAGCAGCGAUCGCGGACAUUGUGCAGAAGCAGCAGCAGCAUGGCGUGCGCGCCAUCAGCUCCGGCGAGUUCGACCGCAAGUACUACUUCGGCGGCUUCCACGAGAAGCUCGACGGCUUCCGCGAAGUCAGCCCCGUGCCGUGGGAGCUGGCGCGCCUGUCUGCGGCCCCGAUUGCCGCACUGAAGAAGGCGGGCCAGCAGUAUCCCAUGGCGGCGGUGUGCGAGGGCAAGAUUCGGAAUACGAGCAGUCCCUACACGGAGAAUUGGCGGAUGCUGCGCGAUGCGGUGCCGAGGGAGUUGUGGAGCGAGUGUAAAUUCACCAUGCCGCCGCCUUGCUACUUCCAUUUGCGUCUGGGGCCGGGCAAGUGCUAUAGUCCCGAGGCGUAUGCGAAUGACGAGGAGUUCUUUGCAGACCUGGCGCAGGCGUAUCGCACGGAGAUUCAGACGUUGCAUGGGGAGGGACUGCGGAAUCUGCAGAUUGAUGAUCCUACGCUUGCGUACUUCUGCUCGACGGAGAUGUUGGAGGGUUUGAGGAGUGAUGGGGAGGAUACGCAGAAGAUGUUUGAUAUGUAUUUGAAGGCGCACAAUGAUUGUAUUGCUGGACGGCCGAAGGAUAUGCAUGUCGGCUUGCACGUGUGCAGAGGCAACUUCUCGAAAUCGGUGCAUUUUAGUGAAGGCUCGUAUGAGACGAUUGCCGAGCAGUUCUUCAAAACGCUCGACUACGACACAUUCUACCUGGAGUACGACAACCCGCGCUCGGGCGGCUUCGAGCCGCUGCGCUUCCUGCCCAAGAACAAGAAUGUGGUGCUGGGAGUGGUGACGACGAAACUGGCGGAGCUGGAAGAUAGAGAGCUCAUCAAGAAGCGAGUGCGCGAGGCGGCGGAGAUUAUUGCAAAGGGACAGGGGCGCAGUGUUGAUGAGGCGAUGCAGAAUAUUGGCAUCUCGCCGCAGUGCGGGUUUGCGAGUAUGGCCAAGGGACAGGCGGAGGGCAUGGACGAGGCGAAGAUGUUUGCCAAGUUGGAGUUGGUGCAAGAGGUGGCGAGGGAGCUGUGGCCGGACAGGGCGAAUUGA